Messenger RNA from Nymphalis io (European peacock), 777 nucleotides. It is a transcript of the gene Bet5, whose product is annotated as trafficking protein particle complex subunit 1. Bases 169 to 606 code for a protein of 145 amino acids. Lineage: Eukaryota; Metazoa; Arthropoda; Insecta; Lepidoptera; Nymphalidae. Gene Ontology annotation, biological process: endoplasmic reticulum to Golgi vesicle-mediated transport. Gene Ontology annotation, cellular component: TRAPP complex. The transcript is spliced from 2 exons. The record is from RefSeq and is a predicted model, not a curated record.
ACAUCAAUGUCAUAGUCAAUAACCUAAACGUCAAUCCAAAAUUCCAAAAUCUGAAAUCUAAAUACAAUUCCUAAUUCCAGCUGUACAAUUUAUCGAAACUGUCUAUUUAAGUAUUUAAUUUCACAGAUUUUUUUGUAAUACUGUUGAAAUAAAUGUAGCAAUUUCAGAAUGACGAUUCAUAACUUGUAUAUUUUCGAUCGCUACGGCACCUUACUUUAUUAUGGAGAAUGGAACAGGACCAAACAGUCAGGAAUGUCUCGGGAGGAGGAAGGAAAACUAAUGUAUGGCAUGCUGUUCUCAAUAAAAUCAUUUGUUGCUAAAAUAUCUCCUCUGGAUCCAAAGGAAGGCUUCAUGAACUACAAAACCUCAAAAUAUACCCUACAUUGUUUAGAGACUCCAUCGGGUAUUAAAUUUGUUAUGAACACAGAUAACCAAGCUCAGGGUGUCAGAGAGUUAUUAAAAAAGAUUUAUGGGGACAUUUAUGUUAAAUAUGUUGUAAGAAAUCCAAUGUGUGGAAUUGGAGAACCAAUUACGAGUGAAUUGUUUAAAAAUAAACUUGAUUCAUUCAUUAAACAAGCACCAUUGAAUACAGUAAGAGCAUCUUAAUUUGAAAAGAAUCAAUUCUGAUGUAAAUAGAUUUGUAAAUUUCUUUAAAAUAAUGAAUUAUGGAAAUAAAAAAUCUUACAUGCUUAAGUAAAAGUAACAAUUUUUCUAUUUUUUUAUUUCAAUGCUUUAUUAUAAGUGUUAAAAAUAUGUUUGCUCUCAAUUCCAGUCCAU